Populus nigra (black poplar) is the source of this 1332-nucleotide messenger RNA. RefSeq lists its product as uncharacterized. Gene Ontology annotation, cellular component: U2-type spliceosomal complex; post-mRNA release spliceosomal complex. The record is from RefSeq and is a predicted model, not a curated record. The coding region runs from base 129 to 1070 and encodes 313 amino acids. Gene Ontology annotation, biological process: mRNA splicing, via spliceosome. The transcript has 6 exons. Lineage: Eukaryota; Viridiplantae; Streptophyta; Magnoliopsida; Malpighiales; Salicaceae.
AUAAAUAGUAAAUAAACUACCGCGUUUACACACACAGAGAGGAUCGAAUGUUUUGCAAAAAGGAAAAAACAAAUUCCUGAUAGAAAGCCUAGACAAGUCGAUCUUGAUUUCUAUAACCAAAAUCUAAAAUGUCUUCGCUUGCGGCAGCUAGAGCAGAUAAUUUUUACUACCCGCCGGAAUGGUCCCCGAAGAAGGGUGGGUUGAACAAAUUUCAUGGGCAACAUGCUUUGAGAGAGAGAGCAAGAAAGCUGGACCAGGGUAUUUUGAUUAUAAGGUUUGAAAUGCCCUUCAAUAUAUGGUGUGGUGGUUGCAAUUCUAUGAUUGCAAAGGGUGUUCGGUUCAACGCAGAGAAAAAGCAAGUGGGAAAUUAUUAUUCUACAAAGAUAUGGAGCUUUACCAUGAAAUCUGCAUGCUGCAAACAUGAAAUUGUUAUCCAGACAGAUCCAAAAAAUUGUGAGUAUGUGAUUCUUAGCGGGGCUCAACGAAAAAAUGAGGAGUUUGAUAUUGAGGAUGCAGAAACAUUUGCUCUCCCUGCUGAUGAAGAGAGAGGCAAGCUUGCUGAUCCAUUUUACCGUCUUGAACAUCAGGAAGAGGAUUUGCAGAAGAAGAAAGAAGCUGAACCCAUUCUAGUUCGUCUUCAGCGAGUAUCAGAUGCCAGGCAUUUAGAUGACUAUUCCCUCAACAAGGCUCUUCGUGCCCAAAUGAGGAGUCAAAAGAAAAGAGUUGCUGAAGAAGAGGCCACUUCCAAGAAAAUGGGUCUUGGGAUACGCUUGCUUCCGACAACUGAAGAAGAUGCUGCCUCUGCAGCUCAUGUGAAGUUCUCUUCCAAGUUUGACAAAAAUAGGAAGGAUAAGCGAGCAUUGAUCAGUGCUGAUUCAAUUUUUUCUGGGUCAUCUGGUUCUUCCAUGUCCAAUAAGAAACGUUUGGAGCUAGAAUCCAAGAGAAGGAAAAUCAGUGCCUCUGCAGCCUCUAAUUUGCUAACGGGGGGAUUCAAGCCAUCAUCGUGGUCACAGGGUACUGUUUCUGGCAGCAGGCAUAAGCAAAAUUCCGUGAGUGCCAGACUUUUUUAGCGAUGGUUCCCCGAUGUUAUGAAAGAGCCGAUUCUUUUCAUCUUAAGGCUUUAGAUCACCUUGUUUGGAUAGGACUUUUAUUUUUUGGGCCAUCCUUUGCCUGGUGUAAAUGGCUCUGGAUCUUUGUACAUACGAACUUACUGCCUGGCUUGUCUUUUUCCCUCCCCUGGCCCCUCUUGUCUAGGGAUCCGUAUAUUGGAUGUAUAACCAGUGUCGUGUGCACUUGUUUCAAUAGUGAAAUGAAAUGACAGUGUUAUCAAAA